AUGAGGUCCGCCAUUCUUGCUGCUGCCUCCAUGGCCGCCGUCGUCUCGGCCUACGAGGCCCCGUCGGCCGCGUACGAGGCCCCAUCCCAGGCGUACGAGGCCCCGUCCCAGGCGUACGAGACGUCGUCCCAGGCGUACGAGUCCCCGGCCCCGACCUCCGCCUACGAGUCCCCGGCCCCCGCGCCCGUUCAUGUCGGCCUCGGCCUCAACGUGACGGCCACCAUCAGCAUCGACAUCUGCAUCGGCCUGGACGUCAAGCUGCCCUUUGGCCUCAAGAUCGAGUCUGAUCGCUGCCCCUCCUCGCCCCCGUCCUCUGGCUGCACCAACGUCUGGCAUCCUCCUCACCAGAUCAACAUGGACGGCUGCGACGAGAACAACCACAAGGAGUGGCAUUACGUCCACCCUUGCACCGACUGCGCCCAGACGUACCCGGCCCACACUUGGGGCGUCAGCACCGUCACCGAGACGCAGGUUCAGACAGUCACCAGCUGCGCUCCCGAGGUCACCGACUGCCCUGCCCGGGUCACCACUGUCGUCGUUCCCGGCACGACAACCAUCUGCCCUGUGCCUGUGGUGCCGACCACCAUGGUGACCUACCACAUUCCCUCCGGCGUGCCUCCUACCUACGUCGCCCCUCCCGUCACCUACGCUCCUCCCCCCGUCACCUACGAGCAGCCUAUCGCCACGUACGCCACGCCUACCCAGCAGCCGCCGAUGACCUACGAGCAGCCGCCCGUCAGCUACGUCGCUCCCACCCAGGCUCCCCCCGUCUACCAGCCGCCCGUUUCCUACUCUCCUCCCCAGGCCCCGAGCGACGUCUACCAGGCUCCUCCCGCCGGCACGCUGGCUCCCGUCAGCCCCAGCUACCCCGCUCCCGGCAACUACACCAAGCCACCCGUCGUCGUGGCCGGUGCCUCUGCCAACAAGGUUGGCGCCGUCGCCUUCAUCGGCCUCGUGGCUGCCUUCUUCCUCUAA
Molecule: messenger RNA, 975 nt
Organism: Drechmeria coniospora
Lineage: Eukaryota; Fungi; Ascomycota; Sordariomycetes; Hypocreales; Ophiocordycipitaceae
Exons: 1
Coding region: 1-975 (324 amino acids)
Source: RefSeq, a predicted model, not a curated record